UCUGCCGGGUCGUGAGCAGCACAGUUACUGCGGAGCAGCCGCGCUCCUCUCCCCGCAGUGUGCGGCGCCACCCCCUCUCCUUGUUGAUGGUUUAGCCCCUGUGUCCCCCGUCCCUCCCCCUCUGGCCGGGCGGUGGUUCGCUCCGGGACCGCGCUCUCCGGAAGUGUUGGGGCAGCUCGCAGCACGGCUGGUUCCUGCCAGUUCCGACUGGACCCGAGUCUCUACAGCAGCCGCCAGGAAUUGGCUACAGUCAUCAUCAGUGCAGCGAAGCUGUAGGGAACGUGGUCUGACAAGAGUGAGAGAGCAGUGAUGGAAGGGAACUAAUGGAAUAAAAGAGAGCAGAAAAUAGGAGAGAAUCCAAUAAUCAACAUGUCUAGCAAAAGGGCAAAGACAAAGAUCGCCAAGAAGCGCCCUCAGCGUGCAACCUCCAAUGUGUUUGCAAUGUUUGAUCAGUCACAGAUUCAAGAAUUCAAAGAGGCCUUUAACAUGAUUGAUCAGAACAGAGAUGGGUUCAUUGACAAAGAAGACCUGCAUGAUAUGCUCGCUUCCCUUGGAAAGGAUCCCACUGAUGCGUACCUAGAUGCCAUGAUGAAUGAGGCUCCAGGCCCCAUUAACUUCACUAUGUUCCUUACAAUGUUUGGUGAAAAGUUAAAUGGCACAGAUCCAGAAGAUGUAAUCCGAAAUGCUUUUGCUUGUUUUGAUGAAGAGGCAACAGGGGUCAUUCAAGAAGAUUAUCUGAGAGAGUUGCUGACAACAAUGGGAGACAGGUUUACAGAUGAAGAAGUAGAUGAGCUAUACAGAGAGGCACCAAUUGACAAAAAGGGCAAUUUCAAUUACAUUGAAUUCACACGCAUCCUUAAACACGGAGCAAAAGACAAAGAUGAUUGAACAAAACUGCAGACACUUGCAGAUAACUUCGUGUUUUCAUUCAUGUUUAUUUCUCAGGGUUUUUGUGUUUGCUGGUAGAACCUGUUGCAUGCAGUUUAGCUUCACAGCUUUUGCCUUUCCAUGAAUUUAUGGAUUUCAGACCAUUAUGGCACACUUGCACCUCUGUAAUCAGACUGGAAAUGGGGGAUUUUAUUGUAGUGAAAAGGAUUUGGGGAUAAAGAUCAAUGAAUGUGAAGGCCAAGGGAAAAAGACCUAUUUCUGGAUUUUUACAUUUUUAUAAUAUCAUUUUGAAAUAAAGAUUGUUAUAUAAAUAAAAUACCUCAUUAAACC
Molecule: messenger RNA, 1218 nt
Organism: Gopherus evgoodei (Goodes thornscrub tortoise)
Lineage: Eukaryota; Metazoa; Chordata; Testudines; Testudinidae
Product: myosin regulatory light chain 12B-like
Exons: 5
Coding region: 370-888 (172 amino acids)
Cellular component (GO): cytoplasm; myofibril; stress fiber
Molecular function (GO): calcium ion binding
Source: RefSeq, a predicted model, not a curated record